Messenger RNA from Didymodactylos carnosus, 2221 nucleotides. NCBI's taxonomy places the organism in Eukaryota, Metazoa, Rotifera, Eurotatoria, Philodinida, Philodinidae. The record is from the annotation of a GenBank genome assembly.
AUUCUAUAGAAAAGCUAAAUAUAUGUCCUUUUUUUGUCUUACUCUGAAACCUAUGCUAAUAGUACAACGAUAACUCAUUCUGAACUAUCUUCGGAACAAUUAUGAUAGUUAUAGUUUUACAGUUAUACAGUUAUAACAGUUAUACAGUUAUGACAGUUACAGUUAUAACCGUUACAGUUAACCGUCCAAAAACUGUAACUGGUGCAUGCCUAUUGUUAGCUCUUUCAAGCUUUCGUAAAGGAAACAAUGCCGUCAACUUAUCCUGCUGUUUCUACCUCAAGGUAAUUUUACAUAUAUUCCUACGAUCAAAACCGCUGACUCUUUAUUAUUCAUUUUUCAGUCAAAAUCAACGACUAAAUAAUAUCCUUUGUCAUCAGUAUUCAAAACGUUUUUGAAGUGCAUAGGUUGAUUUAUUCGAAGAAGCAAAAUAUGAACAGUACAUCAAAUACAAACAAAUAUGGACAAUGCAUAUAACAGUUAGACGUAAAAUGCUUUUUAGUGGAGGGGUCAUCGACAAAAAGUGUCAGUAAGUAUAUUACAUAAAUACCAGAAAUGCAUUUUUUUUAAUCAAUCAACCGUAAGAAGCGAGAUAUACCUUCUUGAUAACAGGUAUAAAACAGUGACUUAUAUUCAUUUAAAAGGCUUCUCUAAAGUGAACUACUGUUGAUAUUUGUGCACUACACUAAACCAUAGCAAAAUCAUAUAAUGAAAUUAUCUCAUACUGUAUGGAUAUGUUUGACGAUUUAUAUUUUAUUUCAUACAGGUAGAAAACACGUUCUAAUUAUUACAUAAAAAGAAGUACAGUUAUAGAGUACCCUCAUAUAGUGUAAAGACUAUAUACUGGCUAUGAAAAUUGGUUUGAGAAUUUACAUAACAACUACACACACGUAUAUUUCUUCUAUUGCUUCUACAGUCGCAUUUAUGCCUAGUCAGUAUCGCCAGUUAUUCAAGUAAUCUUCAUUUUCUCCCCGUAGGGUCUGUUGUUGAUGGUAAAACAUACUAUGUCUCAAAAUCGGGUAAUGAUAAGAAUUCUGGGCUAACAGAAUCCCAUCCAUUCAAAACGAUUCAACAUGCUGCAAAUGUUGUUGUGGCUGGCUCCGUUGUGAAUGUCAAAGCGGGUGAAUAUGACGAAACAGUCGUAAUCCACAUUCAAGGAAAUUCGAAAGAUGGUUACAUCACAUUUCAAAAUUAUAAACAGGACAAAGUAAUUAUUACCGGUAAAAGUGCCAAAACACCUGCACCUGAUGGGUCACUUUGCAUUAUUUAUUUGCAAAAUAAAUCGUAUAUAAAAAUUAUCGGAUUUGAGAUAAAAACAUUGAAAGCAACUGAUGGAUCUGGAAUUCGAAUUAAUGGUGCAGGUAGUCAUAUAGAAAUUAGAUCGAAUAAAAUUCACGAUAUUCGUGGAGGUGGAAAAUCAGGAGGUGCGAUGGGUAUUACUGUUUACAACACCAAUGCUAAAAUGUCACUGUCACAAAUAAUUAUCGAUUCGAAUGAGGUAUACGACUGUGAUCCAGCUUGGAGUGAAGCACUAACAUUGAAUGGAAACAUUGAGCAAUUUCAAAUAACUCGUAAUCGUGUUCACGAUGUGAACAAUAUUGGAAUUGACAUGAUCGGUGGUGAAUCAUGGACUGGAAAACAAAUCGUGAGGAAUGGUAUAUGUGCUAACAAUACGGUGUGGAAUAUUCAUUCUGUCUAUGAUCAAAGUGCAGCUGCGAUCUAUGUUGAUGGCGCAAGAAAUAUCACAAUACAAUACAAUGAAGUUUAUCGGUCGGAUUUCGGUAUGGAGAUUGGAGCAGAAAACAAAGGUAUUAUUGCAUCUCAAGUCGUUGUUAAAAAUAAUUUCAUUCAUGAUAAUGACCAAUUAGGUUUAGCAUUUGGUGGCUACGAUUCAAAACGUGGUCGUGUUCAAAAUUGUAUAUUUGAAUAUAACGUCCUUCAAUCAAAUGAUCGAAAACAUUCGGGUUUUGGAGAAAUUGUGGUGUCUUUCGCAAGUAAAAAUAAAGUCCAAUACAAUGUAAUUCAACCAAACGAUCAAAAUAUUGUUUUAUCCACGAAUGCGGCUGGAAAUGUGAAUAAUAUAUUUGAUUAUGAUCGAUAUAUACUUCGAAAUGGAAAUACUGCUGAUGAUCUCAUAUUCGAGUGGGGUAACAAGAAGUAUAAUGGUCUAUCAAGGUUUCAAAAAAAAACGAAACAAGAACUGCAUGCAGUUGUUCGUACUUGA